GCACCCUGGAAUCGUCUCUCCAUUGUGUUUGGGACUUUCCGUUUGGGUGCUGCUAGUGUCGCGCUGCCUAAAAGAAACCCCAGAAAGAGUGGUUGGCGUUUGACCGCUGGAGGGACUCUGUCAAGAUGUCUUCUCCCAGCGCAGGAAAAAAGCGAAUGGACACGGACGUCAUCAAACUGAUUGAGAGCAAGCAUGAAGUGACAAUAAUGGGAGGUCUCAAUGAGUUUUCAGUCAAGUUUUAUGGACCAAAAGGCACACCAUAUGAGGGUGGGGUGUGGAAGGUGCGAGUGCACCUGCCCGAGCACUACCCGUUCAGAUCCCCCAGCAUUGGCUUUAUGAACAAGGUGUACCACCCAAACAUCGACGAGGUGUCUGGCACUGUUUGCCUGGAUGUCAUCAACCAGGCCUGGACAGCCCUGUAUGAUCUCUCGAACAUCUUCGAAUCAUUUCUGCCUCAGCUGCUUACCUACCCAAACCCGAUAGAUCCGUUAAACGGGGACGCGGCAGCGUUGUACAUGCACAAGCCUGAAGAGUACAAGAAAAAGGUCAUCGAGUACGUGCGUCGCUACGCCACGGAGGAGGCGCUGGCGCCGGCCGAGCCCGCCGACGCCGACGCGUCCUCGGUCAGCGGCAGCGAGUCGUCCAUGUCCGACUUCUCGGAGGACGAGGCGCGCGACAUGGAGCUAUAACGGGCGGCUCCGGGCGGCCGCGCAGCUGGGACGGCAGGCGUGCUAAGUGGCGUCCGCCGCCGGCUGGGCCCGACCACGCAGCCCACCUACACUGCAGGACCGGCGAGGCGUCGGCGGUCGGACACCAGCGCACGGCGCGGCGCGCUCUUCACGGCACCGACUCCGUGCCACACGAGAGCGGCUGAGAACACUGCUCCUCCGUAGCGCGGAGCACCGCCCUGGACGAAGUCCUCUGAGGAGGGCUGGGGUCAGGUCAGCCGCCCGGUCCCAGUGCGCCGGGUGUGCCGCCCGCGGCUGCGUCUUAAGCGCUGGACCUCCGCCGGGCCGGGCGCGGCAGAGGCCGUCGGUCGGUAGAUAAGCUUGUUGGGGGUUGGGCGCGGGUAUACGGCCGUACCGCGCCAGGUGUCCUGUCUCGGUCAGCGGCGUGACCGAGGGUCACCGGCCCCGAGUGUGCUCCGCUCACCCCCGUGUUACGCUUCACCGUCCCACCGCGACUUGGGAGAGCAGCAGGACGCGCUGCUCUCUGGACGGCCUUUCCUUAGUCGCUGAUCUCGUAUCCCGAUCCUGCGGGCCUUGUCCUGGUAAGACGUUUUACCUUGUUUUACAGCCUGGCAGCGUGCGACGGCGUGUGGCGCGAAAAAAAAAUUGGUUCGUUUCGACCAAGCCUUUGUUGCCGAUUGGUAGUUCGCUGCCAUUCGAUUAAAAUUAAGCAGUGGACAUCUCGGAUGGAUAAAGUUAUCAAACUUAUUGAUAAUCAUUCGGUACAUGCACAAUGGCUCAGCAUGACAUGUGCUGCCCCAAAUGUCAGUCUGGUCUUCCGUCAACCGUCAAACGUUCAAGUGCCGUCAAGCUUUAAUACCAAUGAAGCCACACCAGGGGCGCAGGCAAGGAGGAGGCAGGCCCCCGGCGCCCUCAGGCUUGCUUUUUUGACCAUAGAUGGUUUCCGAAAGGAAAAAAUAGCGUGGUGCGCACUAACUCAGCUCCCUUUUCAUCCCCACCCCCCAAGGAAAUCAUGGCUGCACUCCUGAACCGCAUCCUUUCCUUUUCGGUCGUGCUUGGGCUGCAAUAAUGCCAUGUUUACCAAUAAAACAGUGUGAUAACACAUCACUUACAUGAGAGAAAGUAUUGCAUAAACCGC
Pollicipes pollicipes is the source of this 1827-nucleotide messenger RNA. Its product is annotated as ubiquitin-conjugating enzyme E2 H. The record is from RefSeq and is a predicted model, not a curated record. The transcript is spliced from 5 exons. NCBI's taxonomy places the organism in Eukaryota, Metazoa, Arthropoda, Thecostraca, Pollicipedomorpha, Pollicipedidae. Bases 126 to 689 code for a protein of 187 amino acids.